Ylistrum balloti is the source of this 603-nucleotide messenger RNA. RefSeq lists its product as uncharacterized. NCBI's taxonomy places the organism in Eukaryota, Metazoa, Mollusca, Bivalvia, Pectinida, Pectinidae. The transcript is spliced from 4 exons. Bases 1 to 603 code for a protein of 200 amino acids. Gene Ontology annotation, molecular function: calcium ion binding. The record is from RefSeq and is a predicted model, not a curated record.
AUGCAGACGUGGAUAUAUUGGACAGUAGUGGUAACCUUGGUUAUCCUCCAACAGACCAUGGCCACUACCUUGACCAACCUGUUCAACAAUGGCGUCCUCAAAGGUUUGGAAAAGUUACGUAAGCGACAAGAACAUGGUCCAGAAGCUGCCGCCUCCUUUCCUUCCGUCAACCAGAUUUGCUUCGGUCUUGAUCAGCUGGAAGCAUACAAGGAUCAGUUUUCUACCUUUAUCGACCACAAUAAUGACGGCAAAGCCUCCUUUGAGGAAAUAAAACGCUAUCUCAAGAAGUACAACAAUAAGGUCACUGACGACCAGGUCAGGAGCUUCCUCCUCCGGCGGGAUACCAAUGGUGAUGGCGAGGUAGACUUCAUUCCUGACUACCUAACAGAGAUGGCCACACCAAACUACAGCGCCACGACAGCCCGAGAAUGGUUCAACCUCGAAGACGCUGAUCAGGAUGGCUACGUCACCAAAGAUGAACUAAUUGCUAUUGCGCGCAAUAUCGGUAUGAGCCAAGAGAAAGCUGAGGAGACGGCCAAUGGAUACUACAUGGGGGCAGAUAUCAACGGAGACCGACGAUUGGACUGGAAAGGUACAGACUGA